Messenger RNA from Serpula lacrymans var. lacrymans S7.9, 9300 nucleotides. RefSeq lists its product as uncharacterized. The transcript is spliced from 6 exons. Lineage: Eukaryota; Fungi; Basidiomycota; Agaricomycetes; Boletales; Serpulaceae. The coding region runs from base 1 to 9300 and encodes 3099 amino acids. The record is from RefSeq and is a predicted model, not a curated record.
AUGUUUGUUUCAGAUGAUCCUCACGAAUUAGAGGAUCGCCUUGAAUACAUUAUCCACCAUGUAUUUUGUCCUCCCAAAUUACCGGAAAAGUAUGACGAUAGCAUCGAAGGAGAUCAGGAUCUCUGCGGCUCUGUUUUGCAGGCCGCAGUAGAGUUCCAGAAUCUCUAUCGCAGUGAUAAGUGGAAAUAUAUCAUUGAUAUGCUACGCCACCUCCACGAGUCUAUCAGCUUCCAGAAACUAUCCACAAAAAAGAUCAUAGCGCAGGUGGAAGGGCUGCAUUACGGAGGCUUUCUUGUAUAUUUCAUCCGGGCACAAAAUGCCGGCGUGGUCCUUCGUAGAAGUGAUCACGAUGUGACUUUCGAAAGCUUUGAAGUGUCACCGACGGCUGCCGCCGUCAUAGGUACUGCAGGGAAGCUCCUUUGCUCGUACCCAGGGACAGCCAUAUCAGUUCCGUCCAGCAUUGUCUAUGAUAUGAGGUUCCUUGCAGAGCUAGCAUCCUUUCUCUCGCAGAUGGACGAAAAUAUACUCGAUUCUGCACCCACUACAACCAAGGCUGGUUCAACCGUACGAGAGGAAAGGGAUACGACUCAUCCGCGUUAUAUCACUGAAUUCCUUACCGGUAUCCUACGUGGAAUCGGGAGGAAAGCGGAUGUGCUCCGUAUUCAAAAAAGAAUCAGAGAUGAAGUUUUAUGGAGUAAUACAAAACUGCCCUGGCGUAGAUCGCCGCUCUGGCUCGUGAUCAGAGUAGCUCUACAGACUACUCUAACACGGGAAACGGACGGCUUAGGACAGUACAAGUCGUUUAUGGUGCUCUUCAUGCAGCGGAUAUUGAUGUCAGGGCUGGAGUCUGAUUUGCAGAGCGAUGUGUUGUACUACAUGAGAGCCAAAGUCUGCCGCCGCCUCUACAAGUUGGGCUCAACUGCCCCGCCUUUCUUGCAAGACAUGGUCAAUCGGACGGCGGAGCAGGUUCAGACGCUGUUACAGAAGCGUUGGGACCUAGUGCAGGAUGCCCAGGCGAAGUCACCAGACUGGCAGCCGAAGAAGUUCAAGGUUGACGAAGACACACGCUUGUCCUUGAACAACAGCCGUCAGUAUCUCACCAAUGCUCUGUUAGAUCAAUCACCUCGAGAGCCCUCGUCUUGGGAGCCUCAGAGUCCUUCCCGAUAUCGUUCUAUUGAUGCAUAUCUGUCUGCUGGAGGAAGCUCUCUACUAGGCCAGGCAACUGGGCGCGAUGCAUACGUGGCUUUAGCUGACUUUGAGCUGGCCGUUGAGGGCGACAUAGACGAUUGGGUCGCUGAUGUCAUCCCAAGUAAUCGUUCCUCAGCCUGCAUGGCAAUCUCAGACUGCAUGGCAAGAUACUCAGAGCUCGCGCGAAAACUCUAUGCAGAAAAUCCGGAAGACUUGUCAAUCAUGAUCCUUACUCUUUUGGAGCUUUGGGUCGCACUUGAUAAAAUAGCCGUUGAUGAGCAUGAGAUGUUGGCCGAAUAUUCGCCCGAGAUUCCCAUCAGUUUAUCGGAGUCGUUGAUUUUACGCAAAGCCGGCUCAUUGGGCAGAUUACAGCUUAUCCAGGAGCAUCUGCGCAGUCGGCAUCAAAAUUGUCAUACUGGUUGGACCGUUUUCACAAAUCAAGCUAAUCGUGACACAUUUUCGAUCAGGUUCUUCGAAUCUUCCGAGAAACACAUUUUGUUGAAGGAAAAAAUAGAAAAGGAUGCAACGAAGGAGAGGAACUUGACACUUGCACAAUUGGAUCGACAGAAUACCCUACAUUCAUCCCUGUACGCCAGGGCUAUGCGUCUUCAGCACACGCAUUACAUCAAUAAUCUUGGGCGUGAAUACCACAGUAGGGCUUGCGAAAAGUGUUCACUAGAAAACCACUAUCAAAAUUUGAGGAUAGAUGUACACGAAUGGCCGCUACCCGAGGAUAUCUCGUGUGCCAAAGCGGUAGUUUUCGAGCUGGACUGCCCGGCUACUUUCGCUGCUUGGAGGUCAGCAACCUUCCACCUCCUCGUGGAUGUUUGCACGCCACCGGAGGAUCGCCCGUCUGCAGUUUCACCCCAUACAAUAUUGCCCAGUUACUUGGCACUGUCGACAUAUAUGACUCAUGACUUCUAUCAACGAAUUACGUUGGCAUCUAUCACAAAACCGUUCACGAUCGCUCACUAUCGGGAUGUUAAAAUUCCGUCGAGUAUUCGAGAAGUUUGCGUCAAUAAUGGUCUGUCUUUCAAAAUUUACGAUAAAUUGGGGCAUAAAUGGGCUGCAAAUUCAUUUUCUCAUUGCACUCGUAUAUCGCGGUUUUGUACCUUCGUUUUGCCUUCUGGACCAUAUGCGAAUCUUCAGUAUGCGGUGAAUGGGACACGUCAUACUCACAACGACAUCAUUGCUGGUCAAUCAACCUGCCAUCAAGAUCUCAAUAUCCACGAGUACAUGGCGUUUGGAGCAUUACGUAGUGGGCCACUGUUGCAGUGGCUCAACGUUCUGCGAGAACUGCGUGCUCAAACAUUUAGCUUUCGUCAAGUAGAGGUGGGGAUAUUGAUAAUGCAAACAGUUUGGCAAGUGGGUCCGUUGUCUGCUCAUAGCCGUUGGACUUGGCACGAGGAAUUGGAGAACUCAGAAUUUGGCCACGCACUGCUGGGAGAAUUGCAAAUCCUUAAGUCGAGUAUCGAAGACAAUUGGCUAGAAGGCGCUUCCAUGAGGAUUAUCACAAUCUUAGCGUGUCGCCUGCUAUCGUCAGCUCUGGACGAGGACGUGAAGCAGAAAAUAUAUUGCCUUUUACGAGAAGUUCGCUGUACCACAUUUCAAUGGGUGAAUCAAUUAUCUAUAAAACUAGAAGAAGCCGGAGAUGGUGAUACUCAAAGCAAGGAUUUCCAGUCCCGUGUUCGCGAUAUGGCAGCAACAUGUCGUGCCACCUACGAUGUCGAUCCCCAUCAUCUGCCAUUCCUCCUUUCUCGCCCGAAUGAUGUCGCCGCCUUCAUUCAAUGUGCUGUCAUUAUAUAUAAUAACCUGCCUCCAGACCUCGAUCAAUUACCUUCAUACUCGAAGAUUUUAGUAGAACGUGAAAGGCGCUUAUCACAUUCCUUAGAGAAUGAGAUUUCGCGACGAAUACAAGAAGAUAGGACCGGCUUUGAUACAGCCAUAUUAUCCAUAUGGCAUGGAUAUCGCCCGGGAAGCCCCUGGCAGAACUUAGAGUACCCAAAUGAAAACUGGUUGUCGUCUUCAACUUCAAAUGCAGAUAACCAGCAGUCUCAGUGUCUGCACUACAAUGUAUUGGAAGGUCGCCUUCUAAUUGAUGGAAAACCUUUAGGCCACCUUCCUCUCAGUUACAUUCAGCAUCCAACUUAUCGCUUAGUAUUUGGCCAAAGAGUAUCGAGCGUUAUCCCUGCGGAUAUGCCUGGCAUGGAUUUUGCAAUGCGUAGUAGCUUUUAUGGUCACCAGGUGUAUUUUGCAAUGACAGACGAUGAAGUGCUUGUGAUUCGAACGAAAACUGUCACACAGAGCUCAGCCCAAGUUUCUGAACUGAUUCCUUCUCAAAAUUUCUCUGGCGAUCUACCGGAGUUGUUGGUUGGUGGUCAUGUACAUUGGCUUAACAUCGGUACUCGUGAAAUUGAGAUUCGUCCCAGUAACAAUGCUUGGCAAAUGAUACCAAGCAACUGGCGGAUAUAUUUUUCUCUAGAUGAAAAAUCUUCAAUGCGGAGACCAUUGGGAACGAGCAUCGCAACAUUUGAAACUUUGGUUGAUGUUCGUAGCCCUACGUGCAAAGUUGUUUCAGCUCGCUUGGAAGCUCUGGAAUACCCGAAAUACCAUCUCAUUACUUCUCGGACAGUAGGACCAUUUGGUUCUGAUACAUUAUUUGCGGAAUUGCCUCGACUUGGUCUUUCGUUCUUUGUCGAUAACGAUGGCCACCUCCAAUGUCAAAAUCUUCGUGGAAUGAUAGUGGAUACGAACCAGUCUGCAGGCACUUUGAUAGGCAUUCGCAACCAAUUGUUGCUUAUACCCAGCGAUCCACAAGCUAAGCUACUUCCCCGGACGCGGUGUAUCAUCAUUCCCCACGGGAAAUUAUCUUGCGCGUCACAUGGGCACCACAUCACAGUCGACAUAAAUACAAAGCAACAUUCUCGAGUCCAAUAUCACAUAUAUAAAAUUGACACCGAGCUGGGUUGUCUUGUUGGGAACGUGAGCCUAACAAACAAGCUCUAUAAAGCCUACCUACAUGCCGUUAGCAGCCAUUGUUUACCAGAUUCCCUAACCGGACAUACGGGCACGGAGGAGGCCCUGCAUGAUCUAAGUUCAGCAAGCUUACAAUCAUUCCAGGCUCUCAGUUCAAGCGACGUAGAACUUUUGCACCAGAUUGCUUCCCUGACUCCAUCCCGUACAUAUUAUCCAGAGCACUUAAAAUGCAUGGAAAAAGUGGGGUGGUCCCUAUCUCUUGCGCCCACCGCACAGCAUCAUGGACUGCUCACAUGCGCAAACUCCAUACUCAAUUACGCGACCUGUCUUCAAAUUUUCCAUGACAACGCCCGUCAGCCCCUACGCAAACCAACGUUUAAUGCCCAUCUUCUCGAGCGUGCUGCCAUUCGCAAUGCUCUGCUAUAUCCUGAGGAAUAUGCUAGACCGCUUCCUCCCGAUAGUCGAGAUGUGGAAUACAAGGCUAGACAUACUUGUGAUCACAAAGAGGCCUCGGUAUUUCGGUUCUCUGAAAUGAUUUACCAAUGGCCUCCCAAGGUGACUACUUCAUCUCAAGUAAAAUUAAUGGAGCUGUUUCAGGGAUGGGGGAAAGAGUUGAGUGGUGCACAGAGCGAGGACGCACUGAGAAGUUUGGGUUACACUUGUGAUUGGUUUCAGCUCGAUCUUCCCAAAGUUUGGUUGUCCAUAUUCGACCUUUGCCGUAGCAGUUCAGGAAUGGACUGCCGGUACCCGCUUCUAUUUUCGCUUCCCGCUAUAGCAUACGGCUCUCUGGAAAGUCAGCACUUGAUCCCCGUACUGCUGGCAUUCGCAGUGGUUCCCCAGUUCGGUAGACUGGAUCCUCCGACGUACAUGUCGUAUAAUUUGUCAUCUGGAUUCGAGCCGCAAAAACAAAUCCUGUUGACAACUAUCCGAUCUCAUGAUAGUCCCUUCCAUUCUAGUUCUGAAGCCUAUCUGGAAGCUCGAAAAAAUGAAGACGAGCAAUCGUUACAACGGCGUCGUUAUUCUACAUAUCAAAAACAGCAAGACUUAGCUGCAAGUGGGUUGGUUGAUUACUUUUUUGAGCAAUGGCCAUGCGAAGAGUUAUCCCGCCCAACACUACGUCAAUUUUCCCUUCGAUUUGACCUUGACGAAAUCCUGGUCAAAUCCACCGAAUUGUUUCGUAGCUGGUAUCGCAAUGCACGUUUGAGGGAUCAUAUCAUGCGCGUUCAGAGUGUUUUGGAUAGUCAUCUUUUAGAUGCUGAGGUACAAGACUCUCAGCCAUACCGUUUUGCUAAACAAGCACACAAACCUCCUUCCGAAUCUGCGGUCAUUUCGUUCGCCGGGCUUUUCAGUAAUAAUGCACCAGAUUUGAACAGACCGCCGAAACCACUGCGUCAUCUCGACUCUAUGGCAAGUCUAGGCCACCUAAUAAAUACCAAAAGGCUUCGAGUGCUUCUUUCCGAGUUUAAGAGAAACAAUGAUAUCUUCCAUCGACUUUACGGAAAUAGCCUGGACGACAGUCGAAUUGCUUUAGAACAAUCCGUUUCGGAUACAUUUGCCCCGUUGAUACCGUUUUCCUUUGCAAUGCUCGAGUUCCAUCGUCAACAGUGUGGCGAUCACUACCGAAACACUCUAAACACAAUACAGAAAGCUCUAUCCCCCGCAGGUAUCUAUGAUAAGACUAUGUUCCAUGCUGGGCAGUGGCCUCGGAUUACAGCGAGGUCCCUCCUCGAAAAACUCCGCCCCGCCUCUACACCUUUACCAAUAGAAUGGAAGCGAGUUAUCAUUUCUCUUGCGAAUGCCCUCCUCCUCUUCCAGCGCUCACAGCGCCUGAUAGCCCUUGCUAUGAAUGAGAAACAUGAAGAUUUUUUCAAAGAGUUAGAAAACACAAAUGGUGAUGGAUGGGACACGAUGGAGCAUACUGAUUGGCUUUUGAUUCAGAUCGAGAGUCAUUUUCUUGUGCGUCGCGUCCAAGCUGACAUUGCACUGGAGAUGAUCUGCCCAACUUCAAGCAAAAACACAACGCUUCAGCUCCUUAUGGGUGAAGGGAAGUCUUCAGUCAUCGUUCCAAUAGUUGCUGCUACGUUGGCGGACGGGAAUAAAUUAGUAAGAGUGGUUGUACUGAAGCCAUUAGCCGUCCAAAUGUUUCAAUCACUGGUCGAGCGGCUGAGUGGACUCACAAAUCGACGCAUCUUUUAUCUGCCGUUCUCGCGCUCCGUCAAGCUCGACACAAACAAUGCAGCAAUUAUCCGUGGAAUGUACAAGGAGUGCUUGCGGGUUGGCGGUAUUUGGGUGGCACAGCCCGACCAUAUACUUUCUUACAAGCUAAUGAGUAUCGAACAGCAACUGCUUCCAGAUUCGGUACUCGCUGAUGCAUUGCUUGACUCUCAGAAGUGGCUGGACAUGCAUACCCGAGACAUACUUGACGAAAGUGACGAGAUUCUGCAUGUCCGCUAUCAGCUGUUGUAUACUGUCGGGUUUCAAAAUCACUUGGAAGGUUCUCCGGAAAGAUGGACGACAAUGCAGCAAUUAUUCUGGCUUGUGAAAAAGAACGUCCACAAGGUAGCUGAUGAGUAUCCACUAGGGAUACAAAUACAACAAAGCUCGCCUGCUUCCUUCCCGUCGAUUAGUAUACUUCAAUCUGUUGCCGGAACUGCACUCAUUUCUCUGAUCACGAAACGAGUACUCCAGGGUGAACUCCCAAACUACAACUUUACUCAAAUUCCGGCAGCUAUACGUCCCUCUGUGGCAACGUUCGUCGAAGAUGUCAACUUAUCUGCAGAGACCACGGACGAGAUCCGGCAAUAUGCUCAAGGCAGUGGAUUAUGGCAAGGCUUAUUGCACCUUCGAGGACUUCUAGCACAUGGCAUACUCUUAUAUGCUCUAAAGGACAAACGGUGGAGAGUUAAUUACGGUUUGGACUUGAAUCGAUCUCUCCUCGCUGUUCCGUAUCGUGCCAAAGAUGUUCCAGCCCAUAGAGCGGAAUUUGGGCACCCUGAUGUUGCAGUCGCCUUAACGUGCCUCAGCUAUUACUAUGGGGGCCUGUCUGAAAGUCAACUGGAUGUAUGUUUCGAACUCCUCUAUAAAUCCGAUAACCCGGCCUUGGAGUACGAGACUUGGAUUAACGGUUAUGACGACCAAUUGCCAGAAUCCCUUCGCCAGUUGGCUGGUGUCAAUCCAAAAUCUGUGGAGCAACGCCAGACUUAUUUCAGUCCAUUAUUCCGAUGUAGUCAGGCUGUCAUUGAUUUUUAUCUCGCUCGCGUCGUGUUUCCAAAGCAGGCCAAGGAGUUCCCCCACAAGCUAUUAACUUCUGGUUGGGACAUUGCAGAAAGGAAAGACCAUGUCACCACAGGUUUCAGUGGAACGAACGACAAUCGCUAUCUUCUUCCAACGUCGAUUUCACAAAAUGGCCUCCCUCAGCAGCUAUUAACGAAUGCAAAAGUACUCAACUAUCUGCUGCAAGAUGAAAACGAUCACUACACGUGUACAUCUGGAACAGAGGGAGCGCGUGCAUCCACAGAAGACUUUUUGAACCUUCUCGUAGCACAAAAUCCAGAAAUUCGGGUAUUGCUUGACGUUGGGGCGCAGAUGCUUGAAUUACGAAAUAAAGAGUUGGUGGCUCUCUGGCUUUUCCUGAAGAAGGACGCUCAGGCAGCAAUAUUCUUCGGCGAUAAUGAUGAAAUGCAGGUCCUAGAUCGUAAAGGGAACGUAGAAUCCUUCAUUUCCUCCCCGUUCAACCAGCAAAUAGAUCAGUGUUUGCUCUAUCUGGAUGAUGCACAUACCAGGGGCACAGACGUGAAGCUGCCUCAAGGUUCCCGAGCAGGAGUCACGUUAGGACCAAGAGUCACAAAGGACCGGCUUACACAAGGUUGCAUGCGUAUGCGACGAUUGGGGAACGGUCAUUCGGUCAUGUUCUUUGCUCCUUUGGAGGUUGACCAGAGCAUUCGAAAAGCCGCUAAACUAGCUGGCAAGAGUACCGAUGAAUCAAUCCAUGUGACAGAUGUAUUACGUUGGGUGAUGUUCGAGAGCUGCUCAGAUAUCCAGCAACGUGUGUCUCAAUGGGCAGAGCAAGGGCUAGACCAUCAAACUCGGGCGAAGUCGUGGGCUGAAUUUUCUUCAGGGAAUACGGAAGGGAAUACGGAUGAACUCGCAUCCUCGUGGCGUCAGCGAGAAUCCCGGACUCUUGAAGAGAUGUAUGGGCUUAAAAGCUCUGGGACUCAUCCAGCUCUUCAGGUCCCCGAACUUCGUGAAAGAUGCGAACAACUAGGGAUGUCAAUGCCUUCUGAAGCCAGAAUGGAUGAGGAACAAGAGAGAGAAGUAGCUCAAGAAGUCGAACGAGAGCAACAAAUCGAAAGACCUCCGAAAAUAGAGGCUGCGGAGCAUGAAAUGCACAGAGAUGUCCAGUAUUUCAUUCGGACUGGUCGCAUUGCUGUUGGCUCUAGCGCAUUCAAACAUGCCUUCUCUUCCUUGCGCCACACAGCCGCAGAGUUCACCGAACAUGAUGUUUGGUCACCGAAUCUGCUUGUAACAGAAGACUUCACCAAGACCGUGAAACUUCGGUCAUAUAGCCAAGCAAAUGAUUUUGUUCGCCCAUGCAACUGGAUCAUCUCCAGCCAACGACGGGAUUCGCUUGUGCUCGUCAUUACCAGUCCCUAUGAGAUUAAUAUGCUACUUCCCGAGAUACGAAAAAGCAACAAAGUCCGACUACACCUCUAUACCCCAAGAGUCACGAAGGCAAUGAGACCUACCGAUGAUUUAACUCUCUAUAUGAUUCCACCAACGUCCACGCCAUUCUUGCUACCUGUGCCCUCAAAAAUUCAACUAAACAUUCUGGCAGGCCAGCUGUAUCUGUCGAAUUACGACAUGUACCUAAAUCUCUGUCGUUUCCUAGGCAUUUAUACAAGUGACCUGGGUGACAACGUGGAAACGGACUUUGAUGGCUUUAUUGACCCAAGUCAUCGUCCUCAGGCUGUGGCUUCUGUAUCGCGCUUCAGGGAAAGCCCAAUACCGUCUCUCAAGGCGUUGAUCGGAUUACGUCGAAAAGGGUUGGGUUACCGAUCUACUCACCUAGGGAAAAUAUUGCAAGCGAGGGCCUUGACCGAUGAGGACUUUAGUAGUGGAAAGAGCUUGAAUUUGUGA